UAUUCACGACCUCUGCACCGCGUCUCACUUCAAAACCGUCUGCAUCGCGCCUCCGAUCCUUUCCGACGCGAGUUAUCGGAACAAUUUUUUUUCUCCUUUCUUCCUGACGGUAAUCGAUCGCAAUCCGCGACCCCUUUCACGUGUGUCGCUCGGUCGAAUCGUAAAGGAAGAACCAUAUUUACGCUCGGCCAUAUCCGACGAUCGAUAUUUAAACGGUCGAGCUGACGCGAUUCGACUCGACGCCGUCCAUCGAUUAAUUUCUAAAGCGGCCUCGAGCGUAAACCAGAGUUCUUCGAAUCGUUCCGGGAUGCUGUUGCACAACCAGACUCUCAUCAACGGUCCACUGGCUUUCAUGGGCGAGGAGACCGGACAUGUCCCGUCGAUGCGGGAAAGAUUCUUGGGAUGGAACGUGCCCCCGGAUCAUUCGGACCUCGUACACCCCCACUGGAGAGGGUACCUCGCGCCAGGAAAAUAUUGGCAUAUUGGACUCGCACUCAUCUACUCUAUGCUGAUCGUAAUGUCUCUCGUGGGAAACGGUUGCGUCAUAUGGAUAUUUAGCACAUCAAAGUCGUUGAGGACACCUUCGAACAUGUUCAUAGUUAGCCUGGCGGUGUUCGAUUUGAUAAUGUGCAUGGAGAUGCCCAUGUUUGUGAUAAACUGCUUCAUGGAACGGAUGAUCGGUUGGGAACUGGGUUGCGACGUCUACGCGAUCCUCGGCUCUAUUUCCGGUAUGGGACAGUCGAUUACCAACGCAGCCAUCGCCUUCGAUCGAUACAGGACCAUUUCCUGCCCGAUCGACGGACGGCUCAACUCGAAACAGGCGGCGGUGAUCGUCGCUUUCACGUGGUUCUGGGUGUCGCCGUUCUCCGUUCUGCCGCUGUUGAAAAUCUGGGGUCGAUUCACAACCGAGGGCUUCCUAACCACAUGCUCGUUCGACUUCCUCACGGAGGAUGAAGACACCAAAGUCUUUGUUAUGAGCAUUUUUCUUUGGUCCUACGUGAUACCUCUAACCUUCAUCAUUUACUUUUACUCGCAGCUGCUCAAGUCUAUUCGCAAUCACGAGAAAAUGCUGCGCGAACAGGCUAAGAAGAUGAACGUGAAAUCGCUGGUCUCGAAUCAGGACAAGGAGAGAAGCGUCGAACUUAGGAUCGCCAAAGUGGCGUUCACGAUCUUCUUCCUGUUCUUGCUUGCCUGGACACCGUACGCGACCGUCGCCAUAAUGGGAGCGUUCGGAAAUCGGGAAAUGCUAACACCUAUAUCUACGAUGUUACCUGCCGUGUUCGCGAAAACGGUCUCGUGCAUCGAUCCGUGGAUUUACGCGAUCAAUCAUCCAAGGUAUCGACAAGAGUUGCAAAAGCGUUGCAAGUGGAUGGGCAUUCGCGAACCGGAACCGCAUCACGACACUGCUUCCGCUCAGACUGAAAAGCUGAAGUCGGACGACGCGUAAUAAACGACGACGAAUCAUCGAAUCUCGAUCCGCCAGCGGAUAAGAUUCGUUUCUCAGCGUCCCGGUCGAGAUCCACCGUAAAAAAUAAAGCCACCACCGGUGCCGAUCUCGAUCUUUGAUCUACGAUUUCUACUCUCUGGUCGUGGUCCCGUGCCUGGCUACGCAAGUCGGACCGUGGAAAAUACCCAUAACGUCGUGUACGCCGAUACUAUCGAUUGUACUAUUAUUAAAGCAUCGUUAAAGCAAACUUGUUUAACCAUCGUUUUAUG
Molecule: messenger RNA, 1716 nt
Organism: Colletes gigas
Lineage: Eukaryota; Metazoa; Arthropoda; Insecta; Hymenoptera; Colletidae
Gene: Blop
Product: opsin, blue-sensitive
Exons: 8
Coding region: 308-1447 (379 amino acids)
Biological process (GO): visual perception; G protein-coupled receptor signaling pathway
Cellular component (GO): membrane
Molecular function (GO): G protein-coupled receptor activity
Source: RefSeq, a predicted model, not a curated record